Neurospora tetraspora is the source of this 681-nucleotide messenger RNA. RefSeq names its product phosphoribosyltransferase-like protein. Lineage: Eukaryota; Fungi; Ascomycota; Sordariomycetes; Sordariales; Sordariaceae. The record is from RefSeq and is a predicted model, not a curated record. The transcript has 2 exons. Bases 1 to 681 code for a protein of 226 amino acids. Gene Ontology annotation, molecular function: AMP binding; adenine phosphoribosyltransferase activity; adenine binding. Gene Ontology annotation, biological process: adenine salvage; AMP salvage. Gene Ontology annotation, cellular component: cytoplasm.
AUGAGCGCCAACGCCGAAUCUGCCCCCCAAGUGGCAGACUUUGUUACCCUGACCCAGGACAACACCGCCAACACGCAAUCCACCGUCAACCAAGAUGCCUCGGGACGCAAGCCCUCCUCCCCCGCCGCCGCCGCCGCCGAACUCGCCAGUACAAAGGUAAAGCUGAUGGCCGCCUUGAAGUCGUUCCGCGAUUUCCCUAUCCCCGGCAUCAACUUUAUCGAUAUCCUCCCCCUCUUCCAGGACGUCAAGACCCACGAGGCUCUCCUCGUCGCUCUCCAGCUCCAGAUCGAGCUCUCCCAGCAGAAGCCCGAUGUCAUUGUCGGUCUCGAUGCCCGCGGCUUCCUUUUCGGCCCCUCUCUCGCCUUGAGAAUGGGCGCUAGCUUCGUCCCCGUCCGCAAGCAGGGCAAGAUGCCCGGUCCCUGCGUCACUGCCGCCUACGAGAAGGAGUACGGCACCGACUUCUUCCAGAUGCAGGAGGGCGCCAUCAAGCCCGGCCAGAAGGUUCUUAUCGUUGACGAUAUCAUUGCUACUGGUGGCUCUGCUGCUGCCGCUGGCGAGCUUGUCCAGAAGCUCGGUGGUGAGACGAUCGGUUAUCUCUUCAUCCUCGAGAUCGCUUUCCUCAAGGGCCGUGAGAAGCUCGGCGGUGUUCCCGUCACCACUCUUCUCGAGACCGAUGAGUAA